Molecule: messenger RNA, 6036 nt
Organism: Schistosoma haematobium
Lineage: Eukaryota; Metazoa; Platyhelminthes; Trematoda; Strigeidida; Schistosomatidae
Exons: 13
Coding region: 87-896 (269 amino acids)
Biological process (GO): positive regulation of transcription by RNA polymerase II; transmembrane transport; zinc ion transport
Cellular component (GO): membrane; nucleus
Molecular function (GO): monoatomic cation transmembrane transporter activity
Source: RefSeq, a predicted model, not a curated record
GCGAGGGAGUUUCGACAUUUUCUAGGUCACUUUGAUAUUUGUUAACAGUUCUAAAUGACGAAUUGAAUGUCCUCUAGUUUAAAGUUAUGCAGAAUGCUCACUUCAUAGUUAGUCGUGCCAUAUUAAGUUCUACUAAGGACACAUUUCGACGUUGCUUUAACUUGUCUACCAAACAUUUAUUUACUACGCCUUACUUGGUCCAUAAAAUCAGGAUAUCACGUCACACUCGCAUUGAUUUAUUCAACAGGAAUUUUAGCUCUUCAGGUCCCAAGAGUAUUACCGAUUCUCCAGUUGAGAAGAUCAAUGCUAAAGUGGUUCCAAAAAUUAAAACAAGCUUUUCUUAUGAUGAUUCUGUCAAGUCUGUGAAGUAUAUCACACCACUUAGAGCAUUACGAGAAUAUAUGCUUACAAAACAUGAUUUAGAUCAGUUACCACGUUAUUACAGCCGAAGUCCGUAUGGCAAUGAAACUAAAACUCUUGUUUUCCUCCGAUCAGAUGUAGAGCAAAUGGCUUACGCAAAGCACGGAGGCCAUGAUGAUUUUGAGUUACGACGGAAACUCAUGAAGGAUAUGGAGCGAAGAACCAAAACAGAAAUCUUCAAUUUAAGGAAGGCCUUAAAAUACCUUCAAAACUCAGCAGAAGCCAAGGCGACUGGGACUUCGGUUUUUAUGGAUAAACGGAAAAGUUUGUUUACGUCGGGCCCUGGUCGUGUUGUUCUUUUCGCAAUAGCAAUAAAUGGUCUCAACGUCGCUGCCAAAGCCUUCGGUUGGUGGUAUACUGGUUCUAAAAGCAUGUUUUCUGAGUUGAUGCAUUCGCUUGCGGAUACGAUGAAUCAGGUUCUCGUUGCUUAUGGUCUAUAUUCAUCACUUCAGAAACCAGAUGAAACGCAUCCUUAAUGGUUGUGAAAAGUAUUUCCGGUGCUCUGGUAGGAGGCCGUGCUCAGCGGAAUUCAGUCCAGACCUUGGUUCGGUCCUUAUUGGGGUCGGGGAUGUGCACUUCUGAGGAGUCUCGUGCUAUAAAGAAACAGCUAUUCUUUGGAAUCUGAUUAUCAGUUGUCUAGCCAAUGUUACUUCGUGGUUCAAACUAACAAUAGCAAUUUUCUUAUUCACGAUCAAGAACAGUCCGUUUUGAGAUAUUGUAUAAGUGAUUUUUCAGUUUCAUUGAAAAGCCACUUUUCUUGCUUGGUUUGAUUUUCCUUUUGAAUAUCAUUAAUCUCAACAAAGUAUUUUACAAUAAUACUUGAUUAUUAGGUACGGUUAUAUUCCAAUGCGUAAUGUAUCAUCGUUGAUAAGUGGUGUUGCCAUUUUCUUCCUGGGAGCUGGUCUUACAUUUUAUCAUAGUGUCCAGGGCAUUUUAGCACCUCACGAAUUUGAAUCUGUUAAUCUGGUAAUUAGUUUUGUUAAUGUUUUAUUCUUGCAAUAAAUGAAUAAUUAAUAAGUAAUUGACAGCAUUUAAGGCCAAUGAUUUUAGUUUCACGUAUGCUUCAGCUACAUAAAUGAUCUGAUGCGAAAAUUUGUCUGUCUUUCAAACGGUGCUUAUUAUUAUGUAUUAAUAUUUCAUGAUUAAAAUAUAAUAGUGAAUAAUAAGAUUCUUGUGAAUAUUACUUAACAGUAAAAUAUGGUAAAAGUAGAGACAUCUUCAAGAGUAAGAUUUAGCAAAAUUUUUUUGUAAAUAUAAAUUCAAGAAAACCAAAGGUUAUGUAAUAUAAAGGGGACUAGACAUAGAGCUGUCGAUAUACCUAAUAACUUGCUGUAAAUUACAUCGAAACAGAAUCUGAGGCUCACUGCCUCAAAUCCAUCGCAUAUUGUAAGGCAAGGAUAUUACUGACCUACCUGAUGUUAUACAAAAAGAUGCUUUUAAAUGCGGCUACAAAUGAGACCUCAAGUAACGCUACCGUUGUAGCCAUAAAUUCAACUGGGAUAUUAUAAAGUCAAAUAUAUUUAAGUUUGGUCGAGCAUGUUCUAGAAAUUGAACAUUUAAAGCGCAGUUAUGAAUGCCGAAAUUAAUCUUUAACUGAUUUUUGUAGCAUCCGAAUCGAGCAUCACAUGUAAUAUUUGAUUGUGAGUUGCACGCAAACUCUCCAUUUGUAAUACUUAUGCAAAUCUUCAAAAGCUAUUGAACGUGAAUUUUUGUACUGCCAAGCAAUUAGAUCAGUUUCUCAUGUUUUGUAUACUUGAAGAAAGAGCAGAAAAUAUGUCUUCAUAGUCAUUUUAUACUAGCACUGAAAAAUACUAAAUCUACCUGAUAUGUUGUCCGUAUACGGUUCGUAAGCCGACAAGUGUAUAAAUGCACUCACACAUUUUUGUAUUGUAAAGGAACAUGACUCAAAGAGAAUAAAUUUACAGAGAACCAUAUGUUCACAGCUGAGUUGGGAAAUAUCAAAUCAAUUGCAGUAUUUACGAGUUAACUCAUGUUUUUACAGAUGAGAUUACUUUAAAAAUUAUCAGUUACUUAUCCUUGCAUUAGUUUAUGUCUAUCUCGUAUUUUCCUUAUCUAGGCUUUGAUGGUCAUGCUAGGUUCGCUUUUAUCCGAAGGAAGCACCUUGGCGUUGGCUUAUCGCGAAGCUAAAAGAAGUUCAAAACGUCAAAACUUCUAUUCCGUUAGACAUUGGUUGUUUUCCGGAGUUGAUCCAAGUACUAGUAUGGUUUUAUUAGAAGAUUUGGCUGCUGUCAUUGGUGUUGUUGUGGCAGGGUCUGCUAUGGCUGUAACUGCUUUCACUGGACAUGUUUUACCUGAUGCGAUUGGAGGGAUUUGUGUUAGUGCAAUUCUCGCUACAGUGGCUGGUCUGAUCAUACAUACGAAUACUGAAAUGUUAAUAGGAAGAGCUAUUCCGGUUGAAAAUCAAGAGGCAAUUAUGCGUGUGAUGGAUAACAUAAAAAUUAUUCGCGGGACAUACGACAUAAAAACAACUAUGAUUGGUGGUGAAGAAAUACGAUUCAAAGCAGAAGUUGAUAUUGAUGGUCGAGAACUUACUAAACGUUACCUAGAAACUUUAUCAUUAGACGAUCUUCUUCAGGAGGUGAAAAAUGUCAAAACUGAACAGCAACUGGCUCAUUUUAUGUUGAAACAUGGUGAUAAUUUAGUGAACACACUAGGCGCAGAAAUUAAUAAAAUUGAAGAGAAAAUUAAGCAACCUUCGUCAGUGACUGACGUCAGAUAGUGAACCGUUAAAAACCAUAAUGGGCUAUUUCUGUUAGGUUUGUUACUUACCACAAAGAACCCCAUCCAGUAUCUAGACUUGGAUCGUCGUUAUAAAGUAUGUAAGUGUGAAACAGUUACCAACUUUAAAGCUCGGUGGUCUUUACUUCGUAUUACAAAUUGUAUGAGGUCACAGUGAAAAUUAUAGGGAGAUACGCCAACGAAGUUAACACACUCAAGAGCAGACAUAAAAAAGCUUGGUUCAUAAAUAAUUAGCAGCUAGUUUUGAAGUGAUUCAUUUGGAUCUUGGGUACAGUUGCUAGUGACAACAUAUCAAGAUAUUAAACUGACAGGUCAUGAAUUGCAUCAAAAAUAUGAUUUUAUAACGUAAUGAAAUUAAUAUCAUUAAUUAGUUAACUGACUAGAUAUAGUAAAUCUGAUAGAUAUAAGUGUUCUUUAGAUCUCUAAAUUGUCACAACCAUUUUUUAAUCAAAGUUUGUGAAUUCAAAUCAUCUCUGCGCGUAAAUAGACCAGUAUCGAUCUGUACCCAUCUCUUACGAUCAUAUAUGUCCUGGCACCUAUUUGUACUUCUUGUUUGAUUGUGUUGUUAAAUCACUAAAGUUAAUUACUCUACUUCUUUUUGGUUAUUUCUGAUUUUAUGCAAUAAAAUAUCUCUAGAUACUUGAUUGUAGGACAUCAAUUAUUUGGCUGAAUAGUUAAUAUCAUACCUUAAGUAUUCGUUCGUUUAAGGAAGAUUUUCCACAACAGAACCGUGGCCGUCCCAUAAAACAUUGGGAAUUCGGUUGUAUCUAAAAUAAUUUGCUGAUAGACUUUUUCUUUAUGGUGACUUCAUUAAGCUAUAGGAUUUAAGUUGCGAUGUCUAUGACUGGCACAAAAGUUAGUCCUUCCAGCUGACAUGUGAAAAUUAAAGAUCGGUAUAUGUUUACGUUCAACAAGUUAAAUAGUAUGCGUCUGACUUCAAAUAUCAUGACUGAUUUCGAAUACUUGGUUUUGUUAGCAUUUCCGGGAGUGUACCCAAAUGCAGUACAAUAAAGUUGUUCAUAAUUGUAUUUUUGUGUUUAUCCCAACCUAUCAAGAGGAGUAAAUUACAGCAGUAAGAAAGUCUUCAAUUACGUUAUAAGGCAUAUAACUUUCGCUCUCCGGAUCCAUCAGUUGGAAGGAUUAGAUUUUGUACCGGUCACAUAUAUCGUGGCCAAAUGUUGGGGGCAAACCAAGUCAUCUUUCUACAUAGAGAAUGAAAGGAAGAUCAAAACAGUGACUCGUUAUUUAAAAGAUACCUAGAAUGGUAGACUCGAAAGGCGCGUGCGCUGCUGCGACUCAAUAGUUGCAGAUAUUUUAAAAUAACUGGUAACUUAAGAGAGCUUAAUCAGUCUCACAAAGUGGGCAGUUAUUAACGCAUUUCUAAGUAAAAUCAUUUCCUAAUAAGAUUGUCACCAUCAACUUGUUUCUUACUUGAGUCGCGUUUAGAAAGUCAAUCGAAUUUGGCUAAUAUAUGGAAAGUAGUCACUUAAGCCGAUCAGUUACUCUUUCAAGUCCAAUUAUUUUGCGUUAGGUUGUGUUUCACUGGUCAAAUUUAUUUGUUCUACGGAUUCAUUUACUUGCUUCCCUUUUGCAAAAAUUCGAUAGAAAUUACUAUGAAUUAUUUCUAAGAAUGCAAUAAUAUCAAUAGUAUAUUUACGUUGCUUAUUUUACCAAAUUAUGCGUCAACUAAUCUACAGAUUGUAUUCCAUUUUUUAGAAGGAAUUCCCCAAUGUAACUCAUAUCGACAUUGAGAUUAACUAAAUACUGGAUUUCCGAUUUAUUGUCACUAUUCAUUUCGCGGACUUCCCUUGCUGCAUAUUCCUGGCUUUUCUGUGAUUUGAGAUCCAUAUCGCACUGUGUAUAGUAAUAUAAAAUAUAUGUACACAAAAACAAAUUUAGUAAACAUUUUUGCUACGUAUUAAAAUUCUUUUCCGGAAAAUAUGUUUAGUAUGCAUGCACUUUGUAUUGCCUCGAAGUUAUCAGCACAAAAAACGUUCAUGAAUUUCAAUUUAUACUCUAGAGUGGUAGGAUGGUCGUUCGUUGCUUUAGCCUUCCCAUCGUCUCCCGUCAAAGUCCUAGAGCCGGUAACGAAGUUUGUUCAACUAACCCCAGUCCUAAACCUAACUAAUGCUGGGGUCGAACUUGUGAAAGUUGUUGUAGUUAGAUGGGCACUGAAGACAUCCUGUAAAUAUACAUGAUUCUUAGUUGUUUUGGAAUACAUCCACUAAUAACCAUGACGUCUGGUUAUCGACUACAUCCUGAUACACUCAGUCAUUACCUAGUGAUGGUUCUCCUUCUUUGCAUUAGUUACCCACCACUACCUGGAUAUCUUGAUUCAGUACAGUUAGUUUCUGCUGCUCAUUAUUUUAGGGGAUAACCUAAAUUUUAUCUGCGGCUUCUGCUGACGUCAAUCUAAAUAAUGAUGAUACCUAGACUUGGGAGAUUGCUAGGUUCAAACAGUAACCAGCAUGGGUGAAAUUUGUGUUCACUGAACUCGAGUUUCAAAAACUUGAAAUUGAGUCAACCUGAGCAACAAUCAGUCUGGCGUCGGUAUAAGGACUUCGCAGACAUUCAGGGCUUGGUAACGAUUUUAUCCGCUAUAUUAUAAUCUCAGACCUUCAGGCGUAAAAUAGUCCAAAUUUAUAUUUGAAGGAUAGCAGUAUUUUUUUGUUAUCAUCAACUUUAUUCAAUAUUGUAUUUUUGGUACAAUAUAGAAUUCUCGGCGCAAAGUAUUUCUUCUUGGUCGGUCCUGGCGAUAAAUAUUGAGUGAUCGCCAGUUAUAUGUUAGCAGUUCAGUAAAUGGACAUCUGAAUAAUGUGCAUUCUUUUCGCUGUAUAUUGCCAGCGACCACAUUGU